Molecule: messenger RNA, 4600 nt
Organism: Ornithorhynchus anatinus (platypus)
Lineage: Eukaryota; Metazoa; Chordata; Mammalia; Monotremata; Ornithorhynchidae
Gene: DIXDC1
Product: DIX domain containing 1
Exons: 20
Coding region: 92-2122 (676 amino acids)
Biological process (GO): canonical Wnt signaling pathway
Cellular component (GO): cytosol
Molecular function (GO): protein binding
Source: RefSeq, a predicted model, not a curated record
CCCGGCACCGCCGCCGGGAGGACCGGGAGGAGGGCUGGAGGAGGAGCAGGAGGAGGCGACCGGCCCAGCCCGGUCUGGGGGAGUCGGAGCGAUGCUGACCUGCCUGACCCGGGGGAGCGGCCUGGACACCCCGCAGGAGGGCUUAACCGAGAACCAGCUGCAGACGUACGUGGCCUGGGUGAACGGCCAGCUGAAGAAGAGGCCGGCGGUGCGGCCCGUGCAGGACCUGCGGCAGGACCUGCGCAGUGGCGUCGUCCUGGCGUGUCUCAUCGAGAUUGUGGCCGGGGAGAAGCUGAGCGGCAUCCAGGCAAGCCCCAGCAGCCAGCAGGAGAUGCGGGCCAACGUGGACAAGGUGCUGCAGUUCGUGGCCUCCAGGAAGAUCCGCAUGCACCAGACCUCGGCCAAAGACAUCGUGGAUGGGAACCUCAAGUCGAUCAUGCGUCUGGUCCUGGCUCUGGCGGCCCACUUCAAGCCCGGCUCCGGCCAAGGGCCAGCGCGUGGCCCGGCCCCCCAGCCCGGCUAUCGGCCCCCCUGCGCUGCCGCCGUGGCCCAGACCGCCGCCGCCGCCCUGGCCGAGGUGUGUCACGAUGUGUCGCGGUCCGGGCGAGAGGUCUUCCGCUUCCGCCAGAGGAGCAGCAGCCUGGACGAGGAGAUCGAGAACCCGUGCUGGAGCGUGCGGGCGUUGGUGCAGCAGUACGAGGGGCAGCAGGGGGUCCCGCCCGAGGGAAGCGCCCCCAGCCUGACCUCCUCCAGUCCGCUCCACAGUGCCAAGAGUGAGUCGGCCUCCCCUCAGGCAGAGGAACGAGCCAGCUUCGUGAUAGUCCCCUGUGAGGCAGCGGAGAACAGGACAGAAGAGGCAGACGCCCCGUUUUCUCGGGACUGGCACGUGGGGCGCUCGGGGACGUGGGAGGAGCAGCUGCUGGAGCAGCAGGACCACUUGGAGAAGGAGAUGGAGGAGGCCAAAUCGCUCAUCUCCGGCCUACAGGCCCUGCUGCUCCACGGCUCGUUGCCAGAGGACGACCAGGAGAGGUCACUGGCCAUCGGCGACCACGGAGCAAACCCCGAGGAGCAGCUGGUCAUCGUCCGCAGCCGCCUGGACCUCAGCACGGAGGAAAACCAAGGGCUGAAGAAGGAGCUGUUGAAGUGCAAGCAGGAGGCCAGAACUUUACAGGGCAUAAAGGAUGCCUUGCAACAGAGGCUGGCCCAGCAGGACGCGUCAGUUCUGCAGCUCAAGCAAGAGCUGCUCAGGACCAGCAUGGACAGGGAUGAGUUGCAAAACCAGAACAUGGACCUGCAGAGGAAAGUGGACGAGAGGGACCGGCUCUUGGGAGAGGUCAAGAGAGACUUGGGUCAGCGGGAUCGCUGCCUCCAGCAGCACCAGGCCAGGCUGGACCACCUGCAGCGCAAACUCGCCCAGGCCAACACCCAGCAGGCGGAGCUGAAGCGGGCACUGGAGCACAAGGACGCUCUCCUGUCCCGGAGCAUAAAGAGAGACUCUGAUGAGGUCGCCCACUGCCCCGACCUCGGUUUCCAGAGCAAUGGUCUCCCCGCCCCCUCCACCGCAGCGGCGGCCCAUGGGGUCCCGCCCCCGCUGCGCCAGCGUGGCGACCUGCAGCUGGUGCGCGACGCCCUGCGUAGCCUGCGCGACAGCUUCGGCGACCACGACCCGCAGCACCACACCAUCGACAGCCUGGAGCAGGGCAUCUCCAGCCUCGUCGAGCGGCUGCACCUCGCCGAGAUGCUGCCCAUACGCCCCGAGAGACGGGUUCGCGGGAGGUCACCGGGGCGAGCAGCGGGCGAAGCCCGGGAGUCGUGGCCUCCCUGUCCCGACCUGCCCCCGGAGCCGAGCUCUCCGGCCAGCGGCAGCGGCACCAAAGUGCUCUACUUCACUGACCGCUCGCUCACGCCCUUCACGGUCAACAUACCAAAGAGGCUGGGGGAGGUGACCCUCCGGGACUUCCGAGCAGCCAUUGACCGGGGCGGGAAUCUCCGCUAUCACUUCAAGGCCUUGGACCCCGAGUUUGGCACCGUCAAGGAGGAGGUUUUCCACGACAACGACCUCAUUCCCGGCUGGGAAGGGAAAAUCGUGGCUUGGGUGGAAGAAGACCAUGGAGAGAACUGAGGCUCCUCCCCUCGCCCCUCGCCAUCGAGGACCGACCCGAGGCCCCGGCGGGGUCCGGCUCCAGCCGCCCGAAGGGGCGUCUCUGAAGGCGGCGACCUGGGCCUGGGCGCCUCCGCCUGGCCUCCGACACCUGGCACGCAGUCCCGGCCCGGGGCCGGGGACUUGCCUGGCACCGCAUGGCAGGGACACGGUUUUGUUUCUCUGCUGGCGACAAGCAGACACGGUGCUGAGAUCCCCAGUGGGGCUGAGUGACCGAGGAGGGCGGGUCUCCCCUGUCCUCCCCUCCCCGGCACUCGCACCCCCGCCUCCGGGCGGGGGAGCAGAACGCAGCUCUCCAAAGCCCCUCGGACUUGCUGCUGGUGGGGGCCUCCAACUCUCCUCUCCCGGACCGUGGCCUUGGCAUACGGAAGGAGCUAGGGCGGCUCCUUGGUCCCGGGGGUCGGCGAGGGGUCCCUCACCACCCUCCCUUGACUUUGCUUUACCAGCAGCCGUCAGGUUCCCAGGGUUCCCUGUCCGGCGGGACAGGGCCAGGCCGCUGACCCACCCCGAGACGGCACAUCCCGGCCCGCCCUAGCCUCCUACCGCACGCUCCCGGCGGGCCGGGAUGGGACCGGGCUGGGCGAGCCGCCGGGCUCAGAGACCUGGACUCGCACAGCCAGGCGCCGGGCACCCUUCCCUCCUACCAACCCAGCCUGCUACCACUGCCGACGUCCACUGCCAGUCGGAAGACCUGCCCGCCUCGAUCCGGUGCCGCCGCGGGCAGCAGCGGGGCCCGACGUUUUACCGUUUGAUCGCCGUCUGUCCCUUUUGUACCGCGUUCCCCGGGGUGUGGGCUGGCUUGGUUGGCUGCAGUCCACAUCUAUUUUUAUAACCCCGAGGUCGGGCAGGCAGGGAGUUUUCCUCUCUCCUCCCAUCCAGGCCAGCCUCGUUUUCUAAAGAAUCCGGACAGCUUUUCUAUGAGUUUCAGGUGCGCGCGGUUUGGUUACCAAAUUGCCCGAUUACCAGUCCAUCCCGGGGCCUCAACCGCCCCCGCCCUGCCAGUCGUCGGGACCACUGGGCCUUGCCGGUGAGCCGCUCCCCACCUCAUCGGGAAACACGAGGGCUCGGAAACUCCCCUAAGGUCCCACUCGGUUUCGGUUCUUGUCUACUCAUCUCUGGAAUCGGCCUGAUUCUAGGGGCUGAUUCUUGGCGUCCGUCUACUGGACCCUGAGGGAGAGGCCCUGGGAAGCUGGCGAGGGAAGCAGCAUCACUGACCUGGGGGGCUCUGGUAGGUCACAGGGUCAUGAGGUCAGGCAGGGUCUUGUAGGCGGGCCCCAUCACCCUCUGGGAGAAGAAGAAAGGGGAACAGGUCUGCGAGGGGGGACCUAAUUGUUGAGUUGAGGGGUGGCGGGACACCGUCUCCCCCCGACUAACUGGAGGUAAUGGCCUUACGUUGGUGGGUGGGUGUUGGGGGGUCCGGAUGCCGUGGCUCCCAACCCCGCACCCUACCUCAAUUCCCUAAUCCUGGUGCGUGAAGAGAAGGGGUGUGUGGGAGCAAUGGCUGUCGAAGUAUACAGCAGUGGGCAGGGGCAUGUAGGAGCGAGUGGGGCAGCUCUUUGCUCAGGGAAAGCUACGGGAGGCAGCGCUGGGCCUUCUCCAUUCAGGAAGUCAGUGGAAAAGCCCACAUUUCCCUCUGCCCUCUCUUCCAGUGUAGCUGGAGCAUCUCUCCCAGGUAGCCAAGGGGGUUUCAGAAAAGUCAAGCUGGAUGGGAGGAAGAAUGCUUGCUUCUCUUAGAAUGUUUCCUCAGAGUCCACAGGGUAAGGCCCCAUACCCCUGUCUCUCUGGGGUGGGGACCGCCUGUCUAGUGGACCCUGUGGGAGAAGCCUGGAGAGGAAACACACUGCCUUGGGGGGGGGAGUGCUCGGUGGUCACAGGGUCAUGGGGUUCAUGGGGAGCCAGAAGGAGCUCGUUCUAGGGGAGGCAAGUUUAAGUGGUCAAGAUGGACACUGGCUGUCCUCCCUCUCUCCCUCCCCGCCACCCCACCCCCCGAUUUUCUCCAUGAGAAAAAUUGCUUUAAGGAGCCACUGGGUCAGUGGGAAACUCUUUCCAGCAAGACACUACCCCGCCCCAGCGGCUCUUAGGCAAGGGCCGAUUCUAGAGGUGAGUCCAGCCCCGAUCAUGGCUCCCCACUCUGCUCCAGGAGUCAGGGGCCACUUCGGCCCCGAGAAAGCACAUAGCCCAGUGCCACGUUGUUUCACCAAGUAUUCAUACAGUUCAUCUGCACCCGGCAGUGUUGGCCUGCAAAGGGGGCGGGGGGGCCUUGUGAAGGCUGGUUGCCCCAUCGCGUGAGGUUUAAUUUUCUCAGAAACAGAAGUUGACCACCCUCCUGCCCCGAGGCUGCUCCGUCCAAGUCAGAGUCCGCGUUCCGAUUGAAUUUCUGAUGAGAUCGUGGGGGUCCUCUGCCUGUGUAACCCUGAAUAAAAUGGAAUCUGGAACCUU